Toxoplasma gondii ME49 is the source of this 3444-nucleotide messenger RNA. RefSeq lists its product as hypothetical. The record is from RefSeq and is a predicted model, not a curated record. Lineage: Eukaryota; Apicomplexa; Conoidasida; Eucoccidiorida; Sarcocystidae. Bases 2136 to 2903 code for a protein of 255 amino acids. The transcript has 2 exons.
GCGGAGUUUACCUUGCGUCUCUAUUGCGAAAGUCUUUUAGGAGUGCCUUGAGGGUGCUAGCGAAGCUCCAUCUUCCCACGAGACUACGUAACAGUCCGUAUCGGCUGCUGAGUUUCCGAUUAGUUUUCCAUCUGGUAUCUUCAGAUGCCAGUACACAAGAUCCACUCUGCUUAGCUUGCGAUGCAGUGUGGUUUGCAAAUUACGAAGUGGCUGCCGUGUUUGCAGCGGCAGCCGCACGGCUGGCACUGAGCCUUAUGCCCUCUCGCUUGUCAGAUCUAACACGUGACGGAAGUUGAAGGAAGGGAACCAGGAGAGACGUUACGAGGUUCCACCAUGUACACGCUUGUAGUGGUUGGUUUUGUAAGGGCAGUAUGCAGUGGGUACUAGUCGGACUGUGUGAGGUCCGUUGGCACGGAGCGCUCACUUGCUGCAGCACGACACAGGCUUGUGGUAGUUCUCGUGUGACGUGCCGGGAGAGCGGGAGGGCUACCUUCUUUACUUCUUCACUUGUAUAAAAGACAUUCCGACGUUGCCUGAUCCACACACGCGCUUACAUGUCAAGAAACAGGGGGUCACCUGGCAUAGUUAAACUUGCACUCGGGGCGAAUGUAGUUUCUCUCACGACAGUCACUGUGUCCGAAUCACACUGUAAGUUUCUCUUUGGUCACGAGUUCAUCGGCCUAGUGGACACUGGAUUGCUUGAAGUAAGGUACAUUCCUUUUAAGCAGUCAGAAAUCCACUUGCAAGCGAAUUUUGUUGUAACGCGCGAGAGUCUUCUUUUGGUGCUAUGAUGUUGCAGUGUUAAGGCGGAGGGAGUCGGUAUUCGGGGAAUUCCACAAUGUCGGCCAUCUUUACCGGCGAGACGUGUGGUCCAGUUCCAAUGCACAUCAGCACUUUCAUCGCACGCCCCCGUCAACACACUAACCGCAAGCUACAGCUUUCAGUUUAGACCCCUUCAGUAUCUAAACAGGGUCAGAAACCUGAUGUUCAGCUGCAUGAAGUUUCGGGUGGGGGGGAAUUAUGCUGGAGGAGGAUGUAAGUUCAGUUCGAUGGAAAGGAAGAGCAGGCGAAAUUCGGCUCCGGCUACAAAUAACAAUUUUCGCAGAAACGGUGGUGCACUACGCUGCGAUCGUAUGGGAGAGAACCGUGCAACACCCAACACUGUCAUUAGCUUUACCUCUCUUCUUGUGACCGUACCCGAUCGCUGGCGUGCAGAAGGCGGACAGACAAGGGGGGAUGAGAGAUGGCAACGUCAGCUACACACACACACACACAAUUUUCUAGAGGCAUUUUUGGUUCAUAGAGUGCUGACGUUAUUUCGAAUUGAAGGAAACACCGCCCGUGUGGCCUCAGAUAGGGAUGGAAUAGAUCCAGACGAGACAUGAUACGAUACCGGGGCGCGUCCCUGCUCCCGAAUCCAAAAUACGGCAGAAAUGUUGUUUUUUAUUCAUAAUGCUGGGUUGCAUCCAACAGCAACAGUGACCGCGGCAUGGCGAUGAAACUCUCGUAAAAGGUUGAACGUAUUGCAGCUGCACGUUGUACGUGGGGGGGCUUAUGGUGACGAAACAGCUUUUGUAGCGUCAUAACAGCACAGGCGAAACACGCUAACCAAAAACAAGCCGGGUUUUCUCAGUGAUGCAUUCACGGAUCGAAUAUUCAUUUCGUGUAGCAAACUCACCAGUGCACCUUUUUGCAUACUCCACGGCUCAAAAUUUGUUGAGCUUUUUGGCUGUUCUAAAUCAUUGCUAAAGUGCCUCUGAGACGUUUUCGUCUUUGUGGUCGGUGACGCAUCAGCUGCCGCCUCCAUUACGACACUUUCCUGCGUCUGGCCACCGGAUGCAUGGCAGUUGAAAAGCAGUUGUCCUUUGUAUGAACGCGAAUCACCCGCCUUGAUGCUUAUUAUUUCAACCAUAGCAUGGAAGAAGCCGUACUUUGGGGGCUGGGUGGAAUUACAUCGCCUACCAGUGACACGUGAACCGAUAUGCCGGUUUCAACAUAACGUUAUCCUGGUUACUCUUCCAUAGAAGAGCCUACUGUGUAAAGUGUUGGCCCAAAAGAGUAGCGAUUAACGCUCUUCAUGGAACUGUACACUGAAUAGAGACAACAUAUAGUAGUUCGGUUGGUGUUGGGCAUCAAUGGAUAAACGCGAUUUUGCAGGUAUUCCCCGGGCGUCUGCAACUGGAAAAGCGUCUGAUGCAGGGGAACUGGAGGUAGACGAACAUCAUCGGGAAGAGUAUCUGUUCUCCGGUCUUCAGCACAAUGCUAAGUUCCAGGUCAAUGAAAGGCUGUGUGUAAAUUUGUUCGAGCAUUUCGUGGACUGGACGAAUGUGCACUGCCUGAAUGACAGUUGCCAGGAACCGUUCCCGUCUCGUGAUUGGAGAGCUGGCAGACCUAGAAAAGGACAACGUUUCGUGUCCAGUGCAGAUGAUGCUCAGCUGAUUAUUCACAUUCCAUUCAACCGCAAGGUGAAACUGAUGGGUAUCUCCCUCGGAAUCCACCCAGACCAGGUGCAGCACGGGCCAUCUGUCAUCCACUUGUACAAGGACCUUCCAACCUUUGAUUUCAGUGACGCCGUUUCCGUAAAGCCCCUCCACACGCUGCAUCUUUUGCCUGAAGAUCUCUGCCGAUCUCACGACUCGACUGCCCAGUCCCCUAAACCUGGAAACUCUGGUUCGAAGCGAGGCUCUUCCCCAUUCAAUUCUUCAACCCUCGGACCUAUAGCAUCGGCACGCAAUUUGCCACCGACAGCGGUCCCCCUCCCUGCGCUCCUCUUCGGUGUGACUAGUUCACUGUGGCUCUUUAUUGAGGAGAAUCAAGGUGGGAAAGACGUGACAAAAAUUUCUACAAUGCAGGUUUGGGGAGUUCCUUUGCAGGAUAUGGAUGUGAAACACAUCCGCCGCUAGCAUUUGAGAACCCAUUUCACAAAAAGCAGCUGCUACGCCGACGCAGUACUUUGAGAUCUUCGCAAGAAGACCCGAUGUUGCCUAGUCACAGUUCUCACUUCCCGUGGAGAUCAGGGAAUCUUGUCUUUGUGAAUCAUCGCGUGGCUUCAUGUGAACCCAAAGCGCUUUUAGGCUACCACGAUCUACGGAAUCUGUGAAGCACGAACAGUUUCUGUUUAGUGUAGUGCUACUUCCAGAGAGUUUGCGCUUGACGCCGGGGUGGGCAGGAGACUGUUUCGAGAGUCAAAACCAUGAGGACCAGGAUUUUCCACACGCUUGUUUCAAAUAAAAAAAGGGGUUUGUUGUUUGCAAGCGUAGAACAUUCCACUCAGUCGAGCUAAGCCAAAAAAAUGCAUUUGCACCAAUGUGCACCAUGCACGACAGUCGGCAAAUCGAGUGUCUCAGUGCCCCUACAUACAAUUAGUCGCUUCCAUUGCGGUGUACUGCAGCACUUUGCCCACAAAGAACUUUCCACCGCAAAGCAUAUUAUUGCGGAAAGGCG